AUGUCUCAAUUGACAGACCUUGAAGUGAAACAAGAAACUCAAAAUGUUCUUGAAAAUAUCAAUGAGAUGACUAAAAAAAUCAAAGCUGAAUUUAAAUUAAUUAACCAGCUGAUUGACUCUAACGGGCAGCUGGGAAAAUUAGCUAACGAGGCCAAUCAGAAAUUAAUUAACCAAGCUCAGGAACUUGGAAAAAAAGUUACUCUUGAUGCAGAGGAUUCGGAUGAGGUUGGAGGUAAUCACGAGCUCAGGUCUUCCAUCGAUGCUGUGACUCAAAAAUUGAUGGGAAUUAUGGAAGAUUUGUAA
Cotesia congregata is the source of this 303-nucleotide messenger RNA. NCBI's taxonomy places the organism in Eukaryota, Metazoa, Arthropoda, Insecta, Hymenoptera, Braconidae. The record is from the annotation of a GenBank genome assembly.